Molecule: messenger RNA, 1707 nt
Organism: Fonsecaea pedrosoi CBS 271.37
Lineage: Eukaryota; Fungi; Ascomycota; Eurotiomycetes; Chaetothyriales; Herpotrichiellaceae
Exons: 4
Coding region: 1-1707 (568 amino acids)
Source: RefSeq, a predicted model, not a curated record
AUGUGGCUAGGGUUCGCCCAAGUUGGGAUGAGUGCCGCCAGCAAAGGUUUCGAUACUUUCUUGGGCUCGAUUUUUGAUGAACGACUCGAUCCGACGAUCUACGCACCCCUGGAUCACCACGAAAUUAGCGACGACCUCUCUGCACUCUGCCAGAAUUCGACAAACGGGUCGUUGCUGGUUGCAGCGCGUGUAGCGUCGAUCCAUGCUGAUGAACCACUGUUUACAUAUUCUUACUCCACGGAUCCGAAGCAGAUUGUCGACCCCGACACCGUCUUCCGUGUGGGCAGCAUAUCCAAACUAUUCACUGUCUAUACGAUACUGGUCUCUCAGGGCCACAGCAUCUUUGCCCAGUGGAUUGGAGACCUGCUCCCGGAAUUCGCCACAUCCAAACCCCCGAGCGACACUCGCGAGCUUCCAGCAAAAUGGUCAGAAGUCACGAUUGGGGCACUCGCAUCACACUUGGCGGGCAUCGCUAGAGACUACAAUUUGGGUGACCUGGCAGCGCUCCCCAAUAAGCCCAGCGGCCUCCCCAACAUCCCGCCGUCCGACCUCCCUGGAUGUGCCAAUGAAAGCCAUGUACCGACUUGUUCCCGCUCAGACUUCAUGACUACAUUGAAGCAGCGAGACGCCGUCUUCGAGACGUUUCACACACCGGCGUAUUCAAACAAUGCCUUUCGACUGCUCGGAUAUGUCGUGGAGACGAUCUCAAACACGAGCUAUGCCACUGCCCUUCAACAGUUGGUACUACACCCGUUAGGUCUGAAAAUGACCUUUGUACGUCAACCACCGAACGACGUCCGUAGCGCCAUUCCUGGAGACACGACUAGCUCCGGCUGGUCCCAGGACUUGGGAGAUGAGACACCCUCUGGGGGUCUCUACUCGACCACCAGGGACCUGUGCUCCUUUGGUCUUGCGAUCCUGAGCAAGAGGCAGCUCUCAUCCGGGGAUACGAGGCGCUGGUUGAAACCGUGGACACAUACCGCCUCACUAUUCCUCUCAGUCGGCGCCCCGUGGGAAAUAUACCGCGCCGAGGUUUCCGGCCGUGUUGUUGACCUGUACUGUAAAUCCGGAAGCACUGGCGCCUACAACUCGUGGCUAAUCUUGGUUCCGGAUUUUGGCAUCGUCAUUUCAGAACUGGUCGCCGCGUCCGAGCCGGCCAGCGAGCUGCCUCUCCGCCUGGCUGACGUUGUCACGGCCCACACUCUCCGUACCAUCUCUAGUCGCCAAGCGCAGACUCGAGGGCUGCUGGGGUGGUACAGUACUGCCAACGUCACCAACGCGACGGCAGGCGGCAGCACGUUGGAACUGACACUACCUUCGAAUGGGCCAGGUCUCGAGAUUCGCAACUGGGUCAGCUACGGCGUUGAUUUUCUGCAGGUCGCCAACGACUACUCUCGCUCCUCUGGGAGUGGGACUCUUAAGUCUGUGCGCCUUUAUCCCGCCAUCAUCGACCGGGGUGGCAAAGAGCUGAGGUAUCGCGCGGUCUUCCUGACCGAAAGCAGCCCUGAGUCAGGCCUGAGUAUUACCCACUCCAAGGGCAUCCCUCGUCUCUUUGGUCAAGCUACCGAGGCGUGGGAUGAUGUGGACCAAUUCACGUACGGCGGACAGCCUCUGGACGAGUUUAUCUUCAAAGUGGAGCAAGAGAGCCGUAUUGCUAGUGUCCAUGUCCCUGGAUUGAGGGUUACCAUGGCUAAAAGGGAGGUUUAG